This is a messenger RNA of Perognathus longimembris pacificus (Pacific pocket mouse), 7517 nucleotides long. RefSeq names its product NHS like 1 (gene Nhsl1). Bases 1626 to 6314 code for a protein of 1562 amino acids. The transcript is spliced from 8 exons. Lineage: Eukaryota; Metazoa; Chordata; Mammalia; Rodentia; Heteromyidae. The record is from RefSeq and is a predicted model, not a curated record. Gene Ontology annotation, biological process: cell differentiation.
ACAUGAAUUUUGGGUAGACAUGAUUCAUCUCACUCCGUUAAAUUCUACGUUUUGGGCUGCGGUGUGGAUUUUGUUUCUGAAUGGGGAGUUUCAAAAGCUGAAUCUAACUCACAAGAAUCACCUCAGGAAAACCUUGGCAAUCCAUACAUAUAACAUGAAAGACUGCCUGAGAUAGGAGAGGACAGAGAAUGACUCUUCUGACCCACUAUGGAAGGGUAAAAAGUGGCCUAGUCAAGAGGGCUGGUAGCUGGGUGAUCAGAUCACCUCUUGGCUACUAAAUGAGAUAAGCAGUUCUGUUCUGAGAAUUGCUGUCAUAGUCUAUCCUUCUGCCUUCAAGUCAUUAUCCCCUGCCUCCCCCCCCCCCCCCCAUCUUGCUUCUGGCCAUGAACCUCAUGAGAUCAUAGCAACUAGAGCUCUGACUUCCUUGGGGUAGGUAAUUUAUUAACCAGAUGCUGUUGGUGGUACCGGAUGACAGGGAGUAGAAAACUCAACUAGGAUAUGGAAAGCCAAAAGAAUAGAGCAUCAUCCUAUCCAGCACGGGCUGCUACAGACACUCCAGCACACAGAUGGAUGGAUUGGUUUGUGAGUCAGUUUCCUGCAUCCUGUAGAGGCCAAAGGAAGAUCUGCAAGCAGCUGGGGGCUGGGGACCUGACACACAAUGGCCACUUCCUGCAGCCAGGAGAUCUUCACCAAAUCAGGGUGGGGAAAGACCAGGGCCACUUCAUGCUCCGAUGGCACUUUAUACUGGGUGCUUCUGAGACAAUGUCUGUAGCAGAUGUUCUCUUCUUUCACUUUGAACCCGUGUUCAAGUGUUCACAGAAAGGAGCCCUGAACUUGACACAGGAGUUGAACUCUGGGAGGGAAGGGAAGAAAUUGCAUGACCUGAUCAUGAGGACAGUUAUUAGAAAUUCACAUACGCUAAUGUUAAUUUUGUAUCCCCAUCUGAAAAUUUAAAAAAGGCAAGGCCAUAGAAGUGAACACACCAAAAUGUUUAUCCUAACUUUCAUUUAUCAACCAUAGAAGCAAUGACAAUAAUAAAAGUGUUUGCCACUUGGCAGUAUAUGAGCAUUUCACAUAUAGCUGCUCAUUUACGUAAGAUGUCAGCUGUGUGCAAAGUUUCAUAUUGUGUUUACUGUGUACCAAAGCACUGGACAGAAAAGCAACAGGGAAGUCAAAGAACAGUAAGUCAUAAUUAAUGGCACACAGUGAAACUGAAUCGAGUGAUUUCUUUUUUGUACUGCUGAUCACAUGAGGAGCCACAUCUGCUGUGGUGAUGGAAAACGGAAAAUGCUGAGAGAUGAGCUCAAACAAAUGGACUUGCCCUUGGGCUGGGCUGUCCUGGUCUGGAUCCACGAUGACUGCUGAGCUCUGGCUCUCCUCCCUUUUCUAGAGGAUCCUGGGCUGGCCAUGGUGUGAAAUAACGGAGGAGAGUUAGGGAGGUGUCGGUGGCCCUGCCCAGAAAGCUGGGAUUGGGCAGUGGCUUCCUGCAGUAAUGCUGGCUGGCUGCCCCGCUCUGGGCUGUGGUGGUGGUGGCUGUUGAGGAGGUGGGUGGGAGACAGCUGUGCCUAGCACUGCAGCCUACAUCAGCUCACAGAGCACCGUCCCCUCCAUGGAACUUCUGCAGAAUGUUCUGCCUGAAAGCUGUUUCCAACCUAGAUGAGGAGAGUCGGUGGGCAGUGCACUACACUGCUCCAUGGCACCAGCAGGAGAAUGUGUUCCUUCCCACCACGAGACCCCCCUGUGUGGAGGACCUGCACCGCCAAGCCAAGCUCAACCUCAAAUCAGUGUUGAGGGAAUGUGAUAAACUGAGGCGGGAUGGCUGUCGCAGUUCUCAGUACUACUCUCAGGGACCCACCUUUGCAGCCAGUGCCAGCUCUGUGGGCGAUGAGUAUCAGGACGAGGAUGCCGAAAACGAUCAGAAGUGUUCUCUCUCUUCAUCAGAAGAGGAGAGACUUAUUGGCAUCAGGAGACCUAAAACACCAACCUCAGGUGACUUUUCUGACCUUCAUACUCAGACGAACUGGACCAAGUCACUGCCACUGCCAACUCCAGAGGAGAAGAUGCGACAACAAGCCCAAACGGUCCAGACUGAUGUGGUUCCUAUUAACAUAACUGGGGAGACUUUCGAUCGCCAGGCCAGCCUCCGGCGGUCUCUAAUUUACACAGACACUCUGGUAAGACGACCGAAGAAAGUCAAAAGGAGAAAGACUAUUACAGGAGUCCCUGACAACAUACAGAAGGAGCUAGCAUCCGGCACUAGCCAAGAGGAUGUUGGGGGUCACUCACUCUAUACCCCAGACCACUACUCCACAUUAGGAAGGCUAGAUAGCUAUCGGUCCUCCGGGCAGCGCUUGGAAACCAAGGACACGAGCUGUCAGACCGAGGAAGUGAGAGUCGUCCCACCUUCCAUGAGAAGAAUCCGGGCACACAAGGGGCUGGGCAUCUCCGCCCACAUGAGCCACUUCUCGGGCUCCUCUGGCAACAUGUCUGUGCUGAGCGACUCGGCAGGUAUCGUGUGCCCUUCUCGCCUCCACAGUGAUGCUGGCUUCCAUAGUCUUCCUCGCUCUGGAGUCAGGGCGAGCACCCAUUCCCUGGAGGCGAGGCUGGGUGCUGCAGGUCCUGAGGAAGACAUGCACGGUCUUUUUCUCUACCAGAGGGGAAACUCCCUAGGAGAUGAAAACUUUGGACAUUUAGGAGAUGGCUUGAGGACCGGCCCACUUACGAGGCCCAAAUCCCAGGACCUGAGGCACUUGGAGAUGGACGCUGUAACAAGCCCAGCCUGUGUGGUUUCCCCUCAUGCUACCUACUCCACCAGCAUUAUCCCCAAUGCCACCCUCUCGUCCUCCUCAGAGGUUAUCAUUAUUCACCCCGCUCAGAGCGCAGGGCAGCUGGAUAGUAGAACCACCCUCUCCUCCUCAUACUCCAAGAUAAAACCCAGAGAUCACCUCAUGUCCAGGCGUGUUGUGAAAGAUGACUACCAGCCAUCCAGUCAUCGCUGGCAUGAGAGUCGCUCUACCCCCUCACAGGCCUCCGACUCCCCUUCCCACAGUGCCGCGCUGCUGUCCCUCUGCGAUUCGGAGGUCUCUCUACAUGCCCCAGCAAACCAGGAGAACGGGUCCCAAGCCAUGCCCUAUACCUGUAGAAACCACCUGAGCUUCCCAGCACACCCCCACGAUGUGGAUGGCAAGAGCGAAUCUAGUUACUCAGGGGACCGCGGGCAUGACGGCUCUGAGCCCUGGGAGUACCCAGCCUCCAGUAACGGGCGGACCUCCCCCCUGAAGACGCACCCGGCCACUCCGGGCUACUCCACGCCCACAAGUAACAUGAGCAGCUGCAGCCUGGACCAGGCGUCCAUCAAGGAGGAGGCUGGCUCCCCGUAUGCGGAGGAUCACAAUGGCUACUGCGGGGCUCUGCCCAGUGACCCUGGACGCAGGUCCGGGCGCCUGUGCAACAGCCACGAGGGCUUCGCCAACCCCAGGCACAGCGUGGUCAAUGUUUUUGAUGGAAGAGCUCAGAAAAGCCAAGCGGACCGGUCUCAUGAUCUGGAUAAAUCCCUUUCCAGAAACAUCUCUUUGAAGAAAGCAAAGAAGCCCCCCCUGCCACCCUCCCGAACGGACUCCCUCCGCAGGACUCCCAAGAAGAGUGAGCAGUCCAAUGGGCAGGUGCUCAACGAGAGCCUGAUCGCCUCGCUCCAGCACUCGCUGCAGCUGAGCCUCCCAGGCCCUGGCGGCGGCUCGCCCUCGCACUCGCACAGCCCCUGCAGCGACUUCGAGGAGCCCUGGCUGCCUCGCUCCCGGAGCCAGAGCACCGUCAGCGCCAGCAGCAGCAUGACCUCGGCCACCACCCCCAACGUGUACUCCCUGUGUGGAGUCACGCCGUCCCAGAGCGACACCAGCAGCAUCAAGUCAGAGUACACCGACCCCUGGGGUUACUAUAUCGACUACACCAGCAUGCAGGAAGACGUGGGGCACCCAGCAGGAGGAUGCUCCAACAGUGGGGCCCCAACUGGAAAUGGCCCCGCACGCCCCACCCCAGAGGGACCCAGGGCCACGAUGCCCCAAAUGCCUGGUGAUGGCUCAGUCAAACCAAAGAUCACAUCCCCCGAGAAGUCACAGAGAGUCACGUCUCCAUCCAGUGGGUACUCCAGCCAGUCCAAUACCCCCACCGCACUCACCCCCGUGCCUGUGUUCCUGAAGUCAGUGUCACCAGCCAAUGGGAAGGGCAAAGCCAAGCCGAAGGUACCGGAACGGAAGUCCUCUCUGGUCUCCUCGGUGUCCAUGUCCUCCUCGUCCACUUCUCUCUCUUCCAAUACGUCUACGGAAGGAAGUGGCACGGUGAAGAAGCUGGAUGCCGUCAUGGCCUCCCCCCCUGCACCUCCCCCCCUUCCUCCUCUGCCAUCCCCUUACCCUGCCCACAAGUCUCCUGCCCUCCCCCCUCCUCCUCCUCCAGCAGACUGCUUCGAGGGCUCUCCUCUGCCUCAUUCUCCCAUGUUCCCCCCUCCGCCCCCAGAAGCCCUGGCUCCCUUCUGCUCCCCUACUUCCUCCCCUUCCCCCUCAGUUCAGAGCCCCCUUCCAGGCUCCUCAGCCCCCUUGCCAGCAGCACCACCGUUCUUGCCCUCCUCAGAGCCCCCACCUGCCCCACCUCUGGACCCCAAGUUCAUGAAAGACACCAGGGCUUCUUACAAAGCCGGCAGCCAGCUUGAGUCCUCCCGGGAGGCCUCCAGGCCGCCAGCGAGCAAGGAGGAGCCAGGCAGGCCCCCCAUGCCCCUGAUCACCACCGAGGUGCUGCAGACAGUGCAGUUGAGGCCCGUGAGAAAGCACUCAGGCGCCGAGGCAGUGCUGCUGUCUGAACCAAUUGCUCAGGAACAAGGAACCCCGACUGUUCCACAGUAUCACUUAAAGCCAUCUGCCUUCCUGAAAUCCCGAAAUAGCAUAAAUGAAAUGGAGAGUGAAAGCCAGCCUGCCUCCCUGACAAACCUGCUUCCGACGCCUGCCAAGAGCCCGAGUCAGGAUGACCGUGACAGUGCAGCCAAGCGUGGCGGCCCUCUGGGCGGCAGCUACGGGACUCCAGGCCCCGGGCCCGGCACCAGGGAGGCAGAGGCUCCACCAGACCCCAGAACUACCCCACUCCCAGACUCUUCACCCAGCAGAAAGCCACCUCCCAUCUCCAAGAAGCCCAAACUGUUCCUGGUGGUGCCACCUCCGCAGAGAAAUCUCACAGCGGAGCCUGCAGAGAACGGGAGAGAAGCCUUCCACGGGGCACCCAGCCCCGCCAGGGCAGGGGAGAGCUCAGUGCACAGCAAAGAGGCGAAAGAGAGCCCUGCCUUCCUGGCCGGCUCUCCUGCUACUGACCCUGGCAGCUCGGUUCGGGAGGGAGGAGCCGCCGGAGCUGUGUCCCCUGGCAGAGUGGAAGCCAAUGCUCCCAUGGUACAGCCCCAUGCCUCGCCAGGCCCUACACAGGAGGAGCCCCCCGAGAGCAGCGAGGAUGGCAGGGGUGAUGCAGAGAGCUCUCUGUCUCAACAGGGCGAAGAAGCUGGGGUGCUGGAAACCAACUCAGCCAGGGCCUCCGCAGAAGCCUGUGACUGUAAGGAAGAUGGGAGUGAUGAGGUGAUGACCCCCACUAGACCCAGGACCACCGAAGACCUGUUUGCAGCUAUUCACAGAUCCAAAAGGAAGGUGCUGGGCCGGAAAGACUCCGAGGACGAUCACUCCCGAAACCAUUCCCCAUCACCGCCCGUGACGCCCACGGGCGCUGCGCCCAGCCUGGCCUCCCCGAAGCAAGUGGGGUCCAUCCAGAGAAGCAUGCGCAAGAGCAGCACCAGCAGCGACAACUUCAAGGCCCUGCUGCUGAAGAAGGGCAGCCGAUCGGACACCAGCGCCCGCAUGUCGGCCGCCGAGAUGCUCAAGAGCACCGACCCUCGAUUCCAGAGAUCGCGAUCGGAGCCGGCGCCCGACACCCCCGAGAGCCCGUCCAGCAAGACGCGGAGGGCGCAGGAGGAGUGGGCCAAGAACGAAGGACUGAUGCCAAGGAGCCUGUCCUUCUCGGGCCCCAGGUACGGCCGCAGCCGCACGCCGCCCUCGGCGGCCAGCAGCAGGUACAGCAUGCGGAACCGCAUCCAGAGCAGCCCCAUGACCGUCAUCUCCGAGGGCGAAGGGGAAGCCGGGGAGCCCGCGGACCAAAGGGCUCGCCACGCGCUGGACGUGGCCAGGGGAUGCGCCCUGGACGGACUGGCGCGGGAGCAGGUGGACGGGACCCCCGCCCAGAGCAGGGGUCCCUCGGGGCCAUGCCAGGGUGCAGGCAGAGAGGAGAGCUAGGACCCGGAGGCGCCCGUCCCGGGCGAGGCAGGGAUGACCGUGCACCCCCUCUGGGAAGCCAGGCCCCACCUGGCCUGCGCGAGGGACCCCACAGAGCACUGGUGCUGGGGACCCCAGUGCUGUGGGUCACUUAGCACCCACUUGCCACGUGGCGUAAAAGCAAGUAGAAGCUUACACUUCUGAAAGUGCUUCCUGGGGAAGAUUAUUAUUAUUUUUAAUUAAAAAAUGCUGCGUGUGUGUGAGUUUUGAACACUUUAACAACUACGCACACUAACAGUAUGUACAGAAAUAGGGGAGAAGACGUCAGGUAAGCUCGGUAGAGGAUUGGAGUCUCCUGGACUAGGCGGUAGCUGCUUUGGGAGCACAGUUUAUGGACGGGUAGGAGAAGGUAACGUGAGGUCGAGGCUGUACAGCGAUGCGCAGAACGCUGAAGUGCGCACGCGCUGCUGAGGGAGGCGCAGACAAGCUGGGAAGGGCUGGGUGGCCAACUGGUUCAGGUACUUCUUUUUAUUUUUUAUUUUUCCUGGGGGAAAAAGGCUUUGCUUCUUUUUCAGUUAAAAUAAAAUGACAAGAGCCGAAGUUGUUAACGAGGCUGAAAUGGGUGCCUGCUGCCACGCAGCCCGCAAUGGCUUAGCCUGGUAUUGGAAGUGUGGCUGGGCCAGAGGGAGGGACCUCCUCGUGUACAGCACGCUGGGGCUGAAGUGGGCAUGCGCACAGGGCCGGAGCAGCGGGCAGGGGAGGAGGAAGUGCUACACUGCUGGGAUUUGUUUCCUGCUUAUUAAAUAAAACUUUUUCACGAUUAAAUUUGAAAACUUGCACUACAGAACUGUGGGCAAAGGCUUUCCUUUUUAUGAGAGGUGUUUGUUUUUUUUCCUUUCUCCUUAACCAGAGUUUAAACUUCCACAUAGCAAUUUCUUAUCACUUGAAAUGUCAACAUUUGCUAAUUUUUUUGACUAUCCUUUUGGUUACACCAAAGAAAAAAAUAGGGCAUUCCACCACCUCCCCCCCCCGCCCCCCGCCUUGAACUGCCAACAGCAUUAUAUCCUAAUUUAGAAAGGUUUACCAAAAUCCAUGAUGUAUUAUAUCCGAAGAAAAUGCUGGGUAGUUCUUGUUAGUCAAAUAAACUGAUAAAAAUUGGUAGGGCCUGGCAAUUAACUAGCCCUGGGAAGUGAAUUUUUUAGAUUAAAAAUGUUUUUGCAUCAA